Molecule: messenger RNA, 1272 nt
Organism: Cercopithifilaria johnstoni
Lineage: Eukaryota; Metazoa; Nematoda; Chromadorea; Rhabditida; Onchocercidae
Source: the annotation of a GenBank genome assembly
AUGCAGACAUUGCUAUUCGUUACUGGAAAUGUGAAUAAAAUAAAAGAAGUACGCACUAUCCUUGGAGAUCGGUUCACGGUUUCAGGGAAAGUGGAAGAUAUUACAUUGGCGUGGAAUUCCAGUGGGAUGGCGAGCAAUUCAUCAUUUGAAAAUAUUGGAAAGCUGUUAGAAAAAUCUCGCUGUUUGAAUGAAACAUCAAGAAGUUCUGGUUUGUUGGUUACCGUCCCUGAAUUAAUUCUUGAUAUGGCGCCAAUGCGUUAUGGUUUGUUCGAUAAGAAAUUCUACAAGAGUGGUACCAAUUCGGAAACUGUGCUUAAUAUAGAAAGUGAAAGAAAUGUUCACUCUUCAUCGUUAUCAAAACUAUUCGCUGAUGAUGAUGACAGAAUACGAUGUAUGAGCUGUCAAUGCGGGUCGUUUUAUAUGAGAGAAAAAUUCUGUUCUGGAAAUUCUUCAAAAUCUAUCGGGAAUGAAAAUUCAUACAGUUUGCUUUCGACAUUACUCGAUAAGGAGGAAGUAGUAUCUGAAUGUAGCCGGAAAACGUCGAAAGUUGGAGAAGCUCCGGUCUGGGAGCCGACUUCGAACUUAUUUCGUGAUACAGAAGAGAGAUGUCCAAAAAAUGAUUCAAUCUUUUCCGGAAGAAAAGUCCAUCGAGUUGUUUUUUCUCCUCUUCUGGAAAAAGAUCCCAUCUUCAGCCACAAGAAUCAAGUCUCAACAACUUCCUUAGCUUAUCGUCACGUUUCAAGAACGUCCAUCUUUUUUGAUCGGUUUCGCUAUCAGCGAAUUCCACGUGCUGCUAUCAAAAAUGAAGACAUCGAUUUGCCGGAAUACCAAGGACAACCUUCCGAAAUAGCCAGACUAAAAUGUUUAGCAGCCUCACAACGACUACAACAACCCGUAAUAGUUGAAGAUACUUGUCUGUGUUUUAAUGCGCUUGGUGGCCUGCCUGGGCCAUACAUUAAGUGGUUUCUCAAGAAUUUGAAACCCGACGGUCUCCACAAAUUAUUAGCUGGUUUUGAAGAUAAGACGGCAUAUGCGCAAUGUAUAUUUGCAUAUUGCGAAAAUUCAUCCAAUCCUGUUGUUCUUUUCGAAGGAAGAACGAAUGGAAGAAUAGUUCAACCGAGAGGAGAGACGAGUUUUGGUUGGGAUUCAUGUUUUGAACCAGAAGGUUUCUCGCAAACAUACGCGGAAAUGGGCUCUGCAAUAAAAAAUACAAUCAGUCAUAGAAGUAAGGCUCUGGCACAGCUGAGAAAUUACUUUGAGAAUAAAUCUUGA